GGGUUGUCGACGAGGUGUUGUCUGACCAUUUUCUCUGUUUCCCAGCCCCGUUUGCCAGGCUCUCUCGCGACAGAAGUCGCUCCUGGGGCCAGUUGUGUGUCCGCCCUUAGUGUUUGUGAUCGGUGAUUGUGCAGCAGAAGGGUCCGGUGGGGGCGAAAGUGCGAUUUCAGGAAGUGAAGAAGUGGCUUGCAAUGUGUCAAGUGUCAAAGUAGCGACAUCUUGGUGGGUUGCAUGUGAAAAGUGUGCAAUUCGUUAGAUUUGUGAAAAACGAGUGAUUAUCGUGUUUGCUAAGGACGUUGCCGGAGGAUUAUCUUGUAUGAUUGCUGAGUGCUUAGGAGGGGAAGGUGCGAGGAAGUGUCUGGGCAGCUGAUGGAGGCGUCGAAGAAGCAAUUGACGGAGGAGGCGAUUGGAAGGACUAAUGGCUCAGUGGCGAAGCAUGUCAUGGAGUCGCAGAAGUUCGAGGAGCAAAUUGAGGCGUACAUGAACACGCUUGAGGAAGAUGACAUUCUCUUUAAGUCGGAUGACGAUGAGGAGGGAAUCAGGAAUAUUGGCGAGGAGAUUUCGCUGGGGUUGAGGAAGAAAGUGCGAUUACCGCGGAAUAAGCGCAAUCAGAAGGCACCUUCUGAGGUAUUGUCCUCAUCGUCGUCCUCCUCAUCCGAUGAGGAGGAGGAGGAGGAGGAGGAGGAGGGGGAAGUGGUGGGUGUGGUGAAUCAGAAGAGCCCUCUACGGACGGCGGAGGCGCUCAAUCAUCACCAGAUGACUUAUCCCAUUCCGCAAGCUCCUCGGCCUUUUAUCUUCUCCAUCGAGCGACGACGGCUGUCGCAGUGCAAGGAGGAAGAGGAGGAGGACAAUGCCGAGAAGACACAGAGUGUCUCACCCACCGUUGUGCCCAUUCCGUCGGCCGCGAGUCCGCCGGCUGCAAGUCCGCCCGCCGUGGUGAAUCGCUUCACAGUGACGAAGGCCGAGGAGAAGCAAGAGAUUGUGCCAAAAGAAGAGCCGCUUCCUCGUCCAGAAGUGGAGAAUCUGCGGAACUUCACGCACAAGCACAACUCCCUGACCAUCCACUUUCCCUGCUCGUCGCCAACAGUGAAGCCGAAUCUGCAAUCAAUCUUCUCACCGCUGAACCCGCAUCUGGACAAGAAGUUCUUCGAUACCAGCUUGAUUGAGAUACGACCAAUCAAUGAGAGUACAAAGUCCCUUAAUUGCGAGGACAGCAUUGAUGCGCCACAUGAAGUCUGGGUUCGGCGCGCUGAUGAGCCCAAACGCCAGCCAAAAUCCGAAUCGUCGGUUGAUGGCAAUUCCGGGUCGUCGCUACGUCCACAAAGUGCGCCGGGAAGUGUCUCGAAGCCGAGGAAAUCUGCCAAGCAGAUCGAGAAGGAGGCCAGGAAACAUGAGAAGGAGCUCAAGAGAUCGGAACGAGAGGCGAGGAAGUCGGCCCAGGAAGCGGCCAAGAAGCUGGAAAGAGAAGCGGCGAAGCUCGAGAAGUUAAAUAGGAAUGCUGAGAAGAUUUCCAGGAGCACUGAACGCGUUGGAGGACCAAGAUCGGGAUCGCUGGAGCGUCGCAGAAGCGGGGAUGAGUCACCGGUGAUAAAUCAAUCAACAGUUCAUGGAAUUGCCAGUCCAAGUCGACGACCCACUAUUUUCGACGUUUUCCGUCCGCGCACCAAAUCUGAUACGAAGAGGAAGGACAAGGAUGCCGCUAAGUCGAGUGGAUCGUCGGACAGGGACAGUUUGAGCACCAGCAGCAAUCACAGCGGCCCCAGCAGCAUCAUGCAGAGCAUGAGAACGGCCAUCCAGCACACGGUGGGCCACAGACAGGGCACCGGAGCGGCGAAAUACAAGGACGGAUCGGCUCAUCCACAUCCAGGCAGCGAUGCUCAGUACUAUCAUACUGUGACUGCCGUCCGGCGAGCGGAUGCCUCCAAAUCGGCAAUGACCAAAGUGAUGGAUCUCUUCAGGCACCGAUCGAAUUCAGCUGUGUCGGAAGCGGACAAGAGAAAAGCGCGCGUUGCUGCUCAUCAACAACAAUUAGCGGCUCAGAGUGCUCACAUGCGAAGAGCCUCGGCCGAGUUGGAGAACAGAAGAAGAGCAUCUCUGGGCACUAGUCGUGGAUUGCGAGCUGAUGGAACAUUGGAUCCUUAUCACGCUGCAAUUCUCUUUCGGGAUUCAAGAGGCCUACCAGUGGCAGAUCCAUUUCUGGAGAAAGUCAAUCUAUCUGAUUUAGAGGAGGAUGAAUCGCAGAUCUUUGUGAAAUUCUUCCGAUUCCACAAGUGCUAUGAUCUGAUACCAACUUCAGCCAAAUUGGUGGUUUUCGAUACUCAAUUGCUGGUGAAGAAAGCUUUCUACGCUUUAGUUUACAAUGGAGUUCGAGCAGCUCCACUUUGGGAUUCGGAUAAGCAACAAUUUGUGGGAAUGCUCACGAUAACAGACUUCAUAAAGAUCCUCCAAAUGUACUACACAUCUCCAAAUUGCUCCAUGGAUCAGUUGGAGGAGCACAAGUUGGAUACAUGGCGUGAUGUCCUCAAGCACCAAGUGGUUCCUUUAGUCAGCAUCGGUCCGGAUGCCUCACUUUUUGACGCUAUUAAGACACUUAUUCACAAUAGAAUUCAUCGGUUACCAGUGAUUGAUCCACUAACAGGCAAUGUUCUCUACAUCUUAACUCACAAACGUAUUUUGAGGUUCCUCUUCCUUUACAUUAAUGAAUUACCAAAACCAUCGUAUAUGCAAAAGACACUGCGUGACCUGAGAAUUGGAUCCUAUGACAACAUAGAGACAGCCACAGAGGAAACCAGCAUCAUCAUGGCUCUGCACAAAUUUGUGGAGAGGAGAGUGUCUGCCCUUCCGCUGGUGGAUGUUAAGGGUCGUCUAGUCGAUAUUUAUGCAAAGUUCGAUGUCAUUAAUUUAGCGGCAGAGAAGACGUACAAUGACCUGGACGUGUCGUUGAAGAAGGCAAAUGAGCACAGAAAUGCGUGGUUUGAGGGCGUGCAGAAGUGUCAUCUGGAUGAGUCGCUGUACACGAUAAUGGAGAGGAUUGUGAGAGCAGAAGUCCAUCGUCUAGUCGUUGUCGAUGAGAAUGACAAAGUCAUCGGCAUCAUCUCCUUAUCGGACAUUCUGCUGUACUUGGUGUUGCGUCCAUGCGGCGAGGGAAUUGGCGGCACUGAGCAGUCCGUGAGGGCGACAGAUCUCGCCAGGCGAGCGUCCACGGGAAGCAGUCGUGAGUCCAACAGUGCUUCCGGAUCGAGGAGUAUUGACAACAUUGCCGAGGAGGAGGAGAUUGUGGUGAAUGUGGAGUCUGUGGAGCCUGUGGUGGAGGCAACGGAGGCGCAGGAGGACAAUGAGCCCGAUCAGGUGUCUGUAGGGUCGGCGGAGGAGCCAAAGGACGAAUCGCCGCGCAUUGAAGCUGACGAGUGCAUGGUAAAGUGCAGUGAUUCGCCCACGCGGAGUCUGUCAGAGGAGUCUGCUGGCCAGAACAUGAUCAACACGAGUAUCACAAGGGAAGUCGCCAUGGUGAGUGAGUAAAGUCUUCACAAUUUCUUUGACAAUGUGUCAGCAUCGAGGGUUGGACGCACUGGACAGGAAACAGGGAGACACUGAACGACGACAUUGGCCUAGAGCAAGACUUAAAGUUAUUUAUUUAUGCUGACUUUUUAUUGUAAGAUUCACGACAAAAGUUUGAUUUUUUAUAACUGAAUAUUAUGAAAAAUAAAGGCCACAUUUGUUAGUGCCUUAGUCGCUUGUCGUCGUCACAAAUUUGCUGUUCGUCUGAAGAAAAAGUCCCUAUCAGUGUUUUUUCCGUUACUUUCUUAAUCCAAGCAUUGGCAGAAAGUGUUGCAAUUCCAAUGCUGCUUAUACACAACGAUUUUCCACCCUCGAUUGUGGAAGUGAAUGUGAGAGAAAAAGAGUCACCAAAUUGAUGUUGAUAUCAAGUAAUUUUCUUUAUCCUUUCCCUACAAUUGUAAAGAUAGCAAGUGAGGAGGAAAAUCCAAUAAAAGGAUGUGAUAUAUAUUUGAUGAUAAAGAGAAAAAAAACAAGAGAUAUGCGAAUGAUGAUUAGAAUAACACAUUGUCCUUUUCAUGUAUAUUUUACACACAUAAAGAACUCUUUAUAUUUACGGAGUGCAGAGAAAUUGAUGAAUUUACUAUAUUAAUAGCGGGAGAGUAAGAAUGGAUGAGAAAAAUUCUAUAAUUCUUUGACUUUCCACCAAAUCAGAGUCAUUCGAGUUGAUCAUGAUCGUGUACAUUAAUUCAGAAAGCCCAAAAAUGAUCACUCUGAAUAGAUUCUUAUGCUUUUGAAGGACACUUUGAGCAACUCUUUUGUAUAAAGCAUGUCAUAAGAACUAAACGCAAAUAUAUUAAAAGUAGAAGAAAAAAAACAUUAAAAUUACCCUUUAUCAACAGAGUAAAAAAAGAUAUAUUGUGCCAUAUUCACGCAGCACAGAAUACACAUAAGAGGAUGUCAAAUCCUGACCAGCAAAGCAAUGCUUCUUGUUGAUAGACAAAAGAAAAACAAGCUAAACUCAAGAAUUAAACAUGUUAAAGAUUUUCCAGAAGAAGAAUUGAUGAAAAAAAACCAGAAACCUAGUGAAAUUUAAAAAAAAUAAUGCUUAAAAGUACAAAAAAGGGAAAAGAGAAGGAAAGAAGGACACUAAAUUGCAAGAUAGAAGCAACGGCGGGAGAAGAGAGGGAAAUUUGAAGAAUAUUUUUGUAGAUAGUUGCGAAGUUAAGGAGAUUUGGCGCUAAAAAGUACUUCUUGUAAAGUUUUCUGAAUUUUUAUUAUUUUUGUUUUUAAUUCGUAAAGGAAAACAAAUCUUAACAAGUUUUUGUGUCUGUUUUAAAAUACCAACUUUGUACUUCAAUCUAUGUUUUCUUUCUCCAAAAUUUACAAUUAUACUAAAAGAUUUUAUUUAAAAAGAAAAUCAUUAGAGAAAGUGAGAAAGAAUAAAUAUAAAAUGUAGAAAUAACUGCAAGAAAUAUUUAACAAUUAACUAGGACACAUAAAGAAAUAUUUAAAUGAGUGAUCUUCACUAGGGAGGAUUACUUAGAAAUUGUAUUUAAAAAUGAGAAAGUAAAAAAUCCACAGUUAGAGUGCGAAAAGAGACUAUAAAAGUGGGGGUGAAAGUGAAAAAGGACACUAAGUACUUUCAUUAUUUUACAAUUUACAAUUAUUAAUUACUGAGUAAGUUUAGUAGGAACGCAAAUAAAUUUCUUUUUAAGGAGAGAUCAUGGUUAAGAUUGAGAUUGAAUGACUCCCACUUGACUUCUCACGGACAUUGAGGAUCGCUCUCUGUUCUCUGCAUCUCUCUUUUGAGGACUUUUUAGUGGUUUUUCGAGAGGAUAUAUUGGCUAAAUUAUACAAACCUCUUCCUCUGGGACAGAGAGCGAUCGCGAUCGUUCGGGAGAAGAGAUCACAUGCGAUACUUUUGCGAUCACAAAACAUGAAAACAAGGGACAUAAUUGUAGAAAAGGUAGAAGAAACUGUACAGAUUGAUUUGCGAGGCAAAGAAUUGUAUAAAUGCAUAGUUGAAGAAGUCAAGAAGAUCGCGAUCAAAGGAGUGAGAAAGUGUGUGGGAAAAGGGAUGGGAGGAGAGAUAUGAUGAAAAAAAAAUAUUGCUGCAAUUAAAAAUGAUAUGAAAA
Messenger RNA from Phlebotomus argentipes, 5633 nucleotides. RefSeq lists its product as uncharacterized. The record is from RefSeq and is a predicted model, not a curated record. The transcript has 14 exons. The coding region runs from base 370 to 3519 and encodes 1049 amino acids. Lineage: Eukaryota; Metazoa; Arthropoda; Insecta; Diptera; Psychodidae.